ACCCACUGUGUCACGGCUAAAAUGGAAUCACUGUUGUGAGUGGCAGUCUGGGCAAGUGAAGCCUGCCUCCCUUGGCCUGCUCCCUUUUGUUGGUGCCAUUCACCUCAGUCUACCCCUGAGGCAGGUGGAUUUCCAUGUCUGCACGGACAAGGAUGGAGGGCUGGGUGGGGGGCAGAAAGGCAGAUAUAUGUACAGUUUGUUUGCACUUCCUAACUGUAGCACCCGUGGCAACAGGCUAACCUGACAGAUAAUAUUUGCCAAGGUGGUGGCAAAUAGAGUUUUGGCAAGUGCGUGGAUGUUAUUCCUAUUUGAAGUUUUCUGUUGAUUUUUCAUUUGACUAAGUCUAAUCAGAAUAUUCAGUGACACAGGUUAGCGGAGGACACAAUUGGCAUCCAUCGGUAUAUGUUUUUUGCUUCCUUCUAAAACUGAGCAAAUGUUUACUUUCCACGGUUAUAGUGAGGCCAAAUGUUUGUGGACUAUUUCAAGAAGUUUUUAAGGCAACUUUUUAUCCAUGGAAACCUAUAAUGACUGUCUUUUAAAUGUAUUUUGUGUUAAUAUUUUUGGAUGUCUGGAGCAGAUUAAUUGGAUUUGCAUUAUUUCCUAUGGGAAAAAUGGGUUUUUGUUUGACCUUUUCGAACGAAUUAACAAGAAAAACCAAGGUACCACUGUAUGCCCUUUUUAGGUCAGCAUCUCACUAUCGUCAGGUCCCACUGGAUGGCAGGCCCUUUGAAUGCUAUAAGUCUUUAUGUAACCUUCCAGACGGAAUUGUAUAAUGUCCAAGUUCAGGACUUCUGCCUUUAGGUUGUGGUGUGGAGCUCCUCAGGGUUUUGUACUUGACCCAGUUUUGUUCAACAUUUGCAUGCUGCCACUGGGAAAUCUCUUCAAAGUUUCAGUUUUAAUGCAGAUGAUACCCAAAUUACCCAGUUUGGCUGACAAACUGCCCCAAGGACAUUCAUACAUCGAUGGCCUAAAUUACCUCCAAAAAAAAGACGCAUACUUCUCCUCGCUAUUGUGUCAGUCUUCCAUACGUUGUCCAUCCACUCUAAUUAAAAAUGUCAUUUUUGUCAGCCAAAAAAAUAAAAAUCUCAAUUUAUACUUUUCAUUACGACUAUUAUUCCAAAUCCCUUCCAUCUGUCUUCAGUUAAAAGAUUCUAUUGUCAUUACAAUUAACCCAAAACGAAGCCGCCACGGUUUUAAUGGGUACUCGAAAACGAGAGCAAAUUACACCUUUGCUUUCAGCGCUGCACCGCCUGUCUAUUCAUUUUACAAUUAUUUUACAUUUCCACUUAUUAUUUCAAAAUUGCUGAAAUGUGUAUCUCAAAGUUAUAUUUAUGACCUCCUUUUUUGGGGGUGCUCCUCCUCCAUCUCUCACGUGUGUCCAAAAGUGGCUCAACCUUAGUAUCAAGUGAUCAUCCUGCUCUGUUAAACACACCACUAUUCCAUAAAAAAUAUAGACAAAAAUGUAAAUAAAUAAAUAAAUAAAAACUCUUUCAGGGUUUUAGUCACACUCUUUGGCACACAUUCUAUAAAUGACAACGGUAUCUGACACGCUCAUGACUGGCUCAGUACACAGGUCACUCGAUUUAAGCCGGAUACUUUCCAUCUGCGGGUUUUAACUACUUUCAAAGCGUGAGUGGUGUGUGGAGAUGGGCAUACGUCUCCUGCUUUUGCUGGGAUUAAUCAGAAAAUUGAAAAGCUAUGACGCCACUGACUUUAGUGUGAGUACAUUUGACGGAGAGCCCAAACAGACAUUUCACACUGGUUCAACCCCUAGUACUCGUUUGUGUGACCUGAAAUGACACCAUUUAACUUCAGUGCGGUCGUUUUUUUUUCCUUUUCUUUUUCAGGAGGCUUUUGUGUCCAAACUUUAGCGGACGCCCGUGCACGUACAGUAUAAUAGCUGCUGUGUAAAAGCUUGUCUUCCCAUCACCAAAAGCAGCCUAUCACAUGCUUGAUGAUGUUGAAUGGCGUGCUUGUGUUUUGCAAUGAAUGUCUUGUGUGUUUAAUAUGUUGUUUUUUUUAUUAUUAUUGCAACUUGUAAGAACUGCGGGACGUCUUUGUGUUGUUUGCGCUUUUGGAGACGACAAAAAAAGGAACACACACACACACACACUUUCUCUCUCUCUCACACAUACACACACACAGACAGAGUGCAUUAAUUAAUGUGGAAUCAAGAUAAUUUUUAUAAGGGUGUGGUUUUUUGCCCAGUGACUCGGAUAAGAGAAGAGCUUUCUCCAAUACCAAUACAAUUUUUAUCGUUGUUUUAUCGAGCAAUUGCACACAGGACCGUCCAUUUUUUUUGUUUUAGGCUGGCAUGGAAAACUCUUCACACAUCUGUUGCAGCAUGUCGGAGAGCAACACAUGAUUUGGGAAGAGAGGACUGACAGCCUUGCCUAGCGCCCGGCCUCUGUUCAGCCAUCUCCUGAAGCUUGACCCGCACUUCAUCACCAGUCACACUAGCGUCUUGGAAACACAGCGUCAUCUAACUGUCACAUCAGUUGCAAGGGGAUGACCGAGCGCAUUCAUAACAUCAAUCUCCACAACUUCAGCAAUUCUGUACUUGAGACCCUCAAUGAGCAGCGCAACCGUGGGCACUUCUGUGAUGUGACUGUCCGGAUCCAUGGAAGUAUGCUGCGAGCUCACCGCUGCGUGCUGGCUGCUGGAAGCCCCUUCUUUCAGGACAAGCUGCUUUUGGGCUACAGCGACAUUGAGAUCCCCUCUGUGGUCUCGGUGCAAUCCAUCCAAAAGUUGAUUGACUUUAUGUACAGCGGGAUUCUGCGAGUGUCUCAGUCAGAGGCCCUGCAAAUCUUAACUGCUGCCAGCAUCUUGCAGAUCAAGACAGUCAUCGAUGAGUGUACCCGAAUUGUGUCCCAGAAUGUGGGCCUGGCCGGCCCGGGAGGCUUCCCCGUUAUACCAGGAGACUCUGGUCAGGACACCCCCCGCGGCACGCCGGAGUCUGGCACCUCCGGGCCCAGCAGCGAUGCUGAGUCUGGCUGUAUGCAAGCAACAACCCAGCAAAACAUGGAUCGGGCAUACACGUCUCUCUACUCCUACACCGGCAUCUCCAACGGCACCCGCGACCGCCCCCUUUACAUCAACCCCAUUGCGACAAACUACGACCCAACUGUCAGCGCUCAGAAGGACCAGCAGUCGCAGGAUCCCCCCUGGAUGAACCGUAUCCAGGAUAGAUCCCAGCAGGUGGACCGCUUCAUCUCCACCGCCGAGUCCACCCACUGCCGCAAGCAACCCCGACCGGUCCGCUUGCAAACAGGUGGGAUGCACAUCAAGCAGGAGGCUGACGAUGAGUACAUCUGCUACAACAACACGGGAGACUGCCAGGACGAGCCUGAGCACGCCGAGAGUGAGUCCAAGGUGGAGAGUUUUGACUCGGGGGUCAGCUCUUCCAUCAGUACUGAGCCAGACGCCAUGGAGCAGCAGCCCUACCUGAGUGGCUUCAACCGAGAUGGGGCGGGAGAAGGCCACCAAGGGGAUGGCGGUCCGGUGCAGAUUGAGGUCAAUGACUCGUCCCCGGAGCAAACCCAAGAGCCUGAGGAAGGCGACGCCGGCCACAGCACUAGUGACAGUAGCAUAAUGCAGCCACUGCCCAACCCCAUCAUGCCCCACUCCCUGCCCAGCACGCCGCAGUACCUGCGGCAGCCCGAGUCACACACCAGCAAUCUGAGGAUGCCGCACACCAUGACCAGCAAUUCCCAAGUGAUCGGCGCCGCCGGAAGCACCUUCUUGCCCACACUCUUCCCUCCGCAGCCGACCAGAGACAACAAGUCUUUCCUUUACCUUCCCGGCCAGCAGCAGACCCAGUAUGUGACGGUGCCGCCCCCUGCCAUGCCAUCAUUCCCCAACGCCAUGGCUGUUCCACGGGCGCCCGCCCAGUCACAGCAGCCUGCUGGAGCAAUGGGUCAGGGGGAGAAGAAGCCCUAUGCAUGCACUCUCUGCUGUAAAACCUUUACUGCAAAACAGAACUACGUCAAACACAUGUUUGUGCAUACUGGAGAGAAGCCUCACCAGUGCAGCAUCUGCUGGCGCUCGUUCUCCCUGAAGGAUUACUUAAUCAAACACAUGGUGACCCACACAGGGGUGCGGGCGUACCAGUGCAGCAUCUGCAACAAGCGCUUCACCCAGAAGAGCUCUCUCAACGUCCACAUGCGGCUGCACCGUGGAGAGAAGUCCUACGAGUGCUGCAUCUGCAAGAAGAAGUUCUCCCACAAAACCCUGCUGGAGCGCCACAUGGCCCUGCACAGCACAGGCAGCACCCUCACGGGGCUGGCUGGCGCCGCCGGCCCGCCCGGCCCAGUCUCCAUUCCCAUCACCAUCCCCAUGACCGUCCCCGAGCCCGGCGCCGGGGUGGUGGCCGUCGCCAUGUCCGUGAGCGGAGGUGCGGGAGAAGGGGCCAUGGUUGGAACGGGAGUGGGCGUGGCCGCAGAGGCGAGCUGCCAAGAAGGGACCACCUACAUGUGUUCUGUCUGCCCCGUCAAGUUCGAGCAAAUGGAGCACUUCAACGACCACAUGCGAAUGCAUGUCUCUGACGGAUAAGUACAACUAGAUAAACUUCUCCAAAAGAAUGACAAACAAAAUGGCACUAGAUUUUCCUUUUCUUAUUUUGAGGUAUGAAAAGUAAUGAGUAUAGACACUGGCACAUUAAGUUUCCCAAAAAAAAAAAGAUUUUCUUUUUUGUUAUUCUAAAUAAACAAAAAGAUGGUGGCCUUAAGGCUUAGUAGUUUGAUAUUGAUCUACUGGAUGGAUCCUAACUACAGGCCUCUAAAUGUAUGAUUUCCUAAAAUACUGAUUUAUGUGUUGAACACUACCGAAAGGCCUACGAAAGAAACACAUACACACAAACACACCGUUAGUGUAGAUCUGUCUGAGCGCAUACACAUGUGCAUUGUGUGUGGAUCUGCAUGUGUCCCAGUGUGUGCGUGCAUGUGUGUGUGUGCGUGUGUGCGCUAGUGAGAGACGCCAUUUAAAAUGGCAGUUGUGAACCCAUACUGACCAGUUUGGAAACGAUAGAUGUCCAAACUUACUGUGGUAUAAUUUACAACAACAAUAACAACAAAAAAAAACAAUCAUCUGGUGUGGGGCUACAUAUUCCCUCUAAAAUACUGACAGUCACAUGAUUGCCUUCUAAAGACCAUUUAAAAAAACAAAGGAGACUAGUAAAUUUGACACUGGGUUUUAUUUAUUCCUAUGUUAUUAAGGGAUUAUAAUGCAGCUGUUGGUGAGGUACAAGUUUCACUUCUUGUCAAAGAUGGGAAGGCAAUGAUUUGGAAUGUUUUUGUAAUUGUCCAUGCAUUUUGGAUGCUUCGGUUUACUAAAUUAGGCUAUUGUUGGCGAGACAAGCAAAAAAAAAAAAAAAUCUGAACUCAUUUGCAAACACUGCCACUAAUCUCCUAAAAGACUGUUAAGGCUGCUCCUAUCACAAAACGACAAAUCUGUGUUUCUUUUUUUGAUAUUUCUUUUCUCCAGCCAGUUUCCAUUCACAGUCAGAGCAGCUUGUAAUGCGCAACUAAACUCUCUCCUUCAUGUUUGCUGCUCCUCCACUUACAUCUGACUGUUAUGGAUGUAGAUUUUAAAAAAAAACACACAAAAAAAAACAAAACAAGAUUUGUCUCUUAAACUAUUGUUGUUAUUGAUUAGUCUACAUGGGUUCUCAUUUUCUGCUCCAAUCAUGUAUUUGGGCUGGCUGUUGAUUAGAACAGUGUUAAAGAGAGGGACAAAUUCACUUUGAAUGCCAAUUUGUUUUGGAAAUAAUUGCCAUCAUGAUUGUGGACUAGAACCUGUUCAUGACUUUUGCAAAGCUGUUUUAGUGUUGGGAGCUAAAUGAAUCGCUCUCUGGGUGUGUGUGUGUGUGUGUGUGACAGCCUGCAACAUUUUUAAAGGAAACAUCAGAGCAGAACCAGUAGCUCUCCCACUUAUUCAUAUUAUAUAUAUAUAUAUAUAAAUAUAUAUAUAUAUACACACACAGUGUAUGUGUGUGUGUGUGUGUAUAUAUAUAUAUAUAUAUAUAUAUAUAUAUAUAUAUAUACACACACACACACAUACAUGUACCACAACUUGUGGGUGGACUUUCUUACAUGAUAGUAUACAUUCCUGUUGUUUUUUUUGUUUUUUUUUCGAAGAACACACAUGUACAGAUUAGAUUUGGAAGCUUGUGUGUGCAAGAUGUCGUCCAUGCAUCAUCACAUCACUCGAAGCUGAUAUUUGGAUUUUAAUGUUUUCACCAGAAAUAGGACACACACAUACAGUAUACAGUAUAUAUACACACUGUGUGCAACUGCAACCUGAAGGAGUUUGCUCCUUUGGUCGUCGUGUUGCUAAAAAACUGCUCACAGUGCUGCAGAGAAAUAACACAUAAAAAAGUGCUACUUUGCACAUUUUCUUAAAAUGCCUGUGCUUAAUAUUUCAUCAUUUUUCUUAAAUGAACUAUGAUUUGUUUUUUUCUUUUAUUCAAUUUCAAAGGCGGAAAAAAAACAGUUUUUUAAAAAAUCUUGAUAAGUGGACUGCAUUAUUUUCUUGCAUAUAUGUUGCACUGCUUAAACCAAUAAGUGCACUACUGUUAACAGAGAUAUAGUUUUAGAAAAGAGGAUUUUUUAAAAGAAAAAUCUAACAUUUGGUUGUCGAGUUCACGUGUAUUAGCAUAGCUUUCUUUCAAUUCUGGAGUCAUUCAGCGGUUCUUGGCUUUUGUUAUUGCUUGCGGUUACAGUAUAUCAACACAUAUACUGUUUGUACAGUACUUGUGCCGUUUUGAUGCAAGCGUUUAUUUAAAUUUGUAACAUGACGUGUGCUCAUCUGUUUUUUUUUUGUUUUUUUUAACUUUUAUCCUUAAGUUAAUGUUUUUUUUGAAUCACUUCCUGAAUAAUUCAAUUGCAUUUCUUUGAGACAAAAUUUUCCUACAAGCCAAACAGUCAAAGAGCAACAGUAAUAAUAACAGCAACUUCUGUCUGACUUGGUGGAAGUGAUAAUACCUAUUAGCUAUUAUCACGCUAUUAAUAAUAAUACAUUUAUGGUGUGUAUGUGUGUGUGUAACAUAGCUGAUGUACGUGUCCUAGUAGAACUUUUGGGUGGUUGUGGGAAGGUGAUGGAAUGCAGCUUCUUUGAUAGUAUGUGUCUGUGGGUUUGUGCACCGUCGUGUCCUUUCCUUCCUUUAGUGGGUGUCGUCGUGUGUGUCCGUGUGCUCUUUUAGCCGAAUCAAACUGUUGAUAAGCGAACUAUCUUGACCUUGUAGGGCUUCCUUUGCAAUAUGCAGCACAGGUACAACACGAGGAGCAGCUUUUUUGGGCUCAUACGACACCUUCAAAAAAAUGGCUACAUUUCGUCCAAAUGCAAGCUUGGAGAUCCCAUGCUGGCUUCUCCUCGUCAGAACACAAAACACACGUUUAUUUCCCAUUGGCCCGUCUUCUUGAUAGUGAGCUUAUAAGCCUAAAAACAAACAAAAAAAAAAACCCCGGUGUGGUCCCUGUUUUGUAGCUGUCGCUGCCAGGAUGGCAAAUGUGCUGCAUGCUAGUGCUCUAUUUGUCUCGACACAGCACGUGGAGGGUCAUCUCUUGCCUUAACAGACAAUGCACUAAAUAGUCUAUGUAAGCAAACUGCCGAGUUCUCCUUUUCCAACAGUAUUGCCACAGUUUUUGGCACACAGCUUACGGUGUUUCGUCAGUCUAGCACCAACACUGCCAAACUAACAUCAUCUUUCCACGCAGAGGCAGACGCGUUUUCUGUGUAAUGUACGUAUUCAGUGAUUUAGCAUUCCUUCAUGGCACCUGCUUUUUUUGCAUAUUUUGUGUAAACACAUAUAUCCAAUGCACUAUAGACUGUAGCUAGAUGAGUACAACCAGCUUUGUGGUAUCAAUGGUCUAAAUAGUAGGUUAAGUAGCUUGUUGUUGGCUUUGGACAAUAUUUCAUUUCAGAAUGACACUAUUAAGAUUUGUUUUUUUUUUGUUGUUGUCGUGGUUUUCUGGAAUGAGAAGUAGCCAAUGUCUGCGGAUGAGGGCUAAUAACUCAUCCCGUCAUCAGAUGACUUGUAUGAUAAGGAAGGGAAGGAGCCUGCUUCUUCCUCUUCUUCUCACCAGUGUGCUUCACUUUCACUGUCCAUAGUUAUACAGUAUAUUCCUUAUUCUGCUUCAAAUACUCAUGGUGGUGCUUCACAAUCUUUUCUCGGUGUUGCAACAACAACAAAAAAAGGUUUUUAAAAAAAAAAAAAAAAAAAACGUUUUUAAAAGAGUUGCAGCCCUUGUCUGAAAAGAAGGUUCUUUCCUCAUUUCUUCUAGUUGUAGUUCCAAGAGAUUUUCUGUCUUUAUUUUGGCAAAGUGUUGGCAUAUUUUUCCAGAACAAACCCUAUUGAAUGGUAGAUACUAGCCUUGAGCCUGCAGCUGUUUUGUAUUGUGUUCUCCAAUAAUAUGACAUGUUUUGUUUAUCUUAGCGUAGAGACGCAGGGUCUACAGUACGUUCUUGUCCUUUUUGCAGUACUCUCCACUCAUUCACUCUCGACUCCAUCCUUACUCCUGCUUUAGUUUUUUCCCAGUAUAGCGACAUGGUUAAUACAUGCAUAUAGCUUCACUUAGCUGGGUGGAGGGUAGUCAAGGUAUUGAGUAUAAUUCUUCACGGUGUAUUAUAUGUAUGCAUACAGAACAGUACAGUAUAUGCUUUGCCUUGAGGACAGCUUCAUCGUAGUGUCUGUCUUCCUGGUUUGUCUCCAUCAGUCCAUUUGGGUUUUUUUUUUCUCUUCAAGCUUGAAUUAAGUCACAAGAAUAGUUAAGAAUAGAACCACUCAGAUGAUACAUAACGGCUUUUCUUAUUUGCGUUAUCUUCUACAGCCCACACCAGUGUGAAACAGAUACCUUCUUACGAAUAUAUAUAAUAUAAAUGUAUAUAAAAGAAUCACCAUCUCCACACAGUAUAAUACCUUUUACCUUGUGGGAUAUAGGGAAUAUGCCUAUCAAGUGCCUAUCAGUACGUUCAGCAACUAUACAGAAUUUUCAUAGUUUUUCUCUCCUACAUUGCACAGAUACGAUAUAUACACAAUGGUCUAUUUAAUUACAAAUAUACUAUUUAUACUAGUAAAACCAGGUGGUUGUGAGUGCAUCCGAACCCUUUAAAAUACCUGAAAUGUUCUAUUCAUAUACAGUAAAGACAGGUUUUAUGUUGUUUAACAUGUACGGAGGAUUCAAAGAUAUCAAAUAUGCACAAUCACUUCCAAAUGUUUAGUGGCGCUUUUCUUUUUGCACGUUGCUUUCUGUGCCGCGCGAGCGAGGGCAGUGAUGACUUGCGACCAGCAGAGGGAGCUGCAUGAAUGUAAAGAGUCGUUGGUAAAUAUCAACAAACUCCAUGUUGUUUAUACCUGUUAACGCGGCACCCGAAGCAGAUUUUCAGGCCCCUUUAGGCGUCGGUGUCAAAGUCCACCGUGUGCCCUUCGCUUGCAAGCCUAAGUGAUGAUUAAUGCUUUAUCUUAUCGGACAGCGUUGUUGCUUAACUACCGUCGUGCAAAAAGAAACUAGCGCAGAGAUUUUUAUAACCCCCUCUACUUUGGAGGCACAGGCUUGUAAUCAGAUUACAAAUUGAAUGUUUUGGAUACAGAUUAAUGCAAACACACACACACACACACACACACACACACACACACACACACACACACACAGGAUUAUUGCACAAAGGUCUUGAAGGUGCUUUGUGUCAGGAAACAAAUGCACACAAAGUAAACGUGGCAGACGUGAAGUUUUAGGACCGAGAGGACGGCUGUGAGAUGUGAGAUUAAAGGUUUUGGACCCACUCAUUAUUUUUGUCCCUCGUGGACUAAUUACCACACUUUUAAUUGCCCAACCUCCUCCAGCCUGGUCAACUGCCAAGUUUAAGGGGAAAGACUUCAAACAAACCCCACUAUUGUUAUUUAGGAGAAAGGAGUAUCAAAGACACUCUGAAAAGAAAAUAAAUAUUUGUACAACAUUAAAGUGCCAGACAAAAUGUGGACUAUUCUGCAAAAAACGUUUAUCUAAUGAGAAUAAAGCCAUAAUUAUUCCAGAAAAAAGUGGAAUGUUAUGGAAUAAAAGUAGUUUAUCUUUUUUUUUAGUAGUUUAUCUUUCUUACGAGAAUAGUACAUUUUUUCCAAAAAAGAAGUCAGAAUGUUACAAAAAUUGGAAGAAAAAGUUAUUUUUAUGAAAAAUAAAAGUCUUAACGGCAGUGCAGAAUAUUCUGAGAAAAAUGGUGAUGUGACGAGUAUAAAGUCGCAAGUGUUCGAGAAUAGACAAGUUGUCGUAAUCAUUAGCGAAAACAGUCAUUGCGUUUUUUUUCCGUUUUUUUUAGAAACAUUUUGUAAACUUACGAGAAUAGUGAAUUUUUUCAAAGAAAAAAGUCGGACUCUUAUGAGAAUACGGUAGUUUGAAGAAAACAAUAAUUUUAUGAGAAUAUGAGUAUUACGAUAGUGCGGAAUAUUCUGCUUAAAAUUGUAAUCAAACGAGUAUAAAGUCGGAAGUGUUCGGGCAUAAAGAUGUAAUGUUAUAAUCAUCAGUGCAAACAGUUGUAUUGGGUUUUUUUUCUUUUAGAAAAAUCUUGGUAAAACCUACGAGAAUAGUAUGUUUUUUUCAAAAAAAAAAUCAGAAUCUUACGAGAAUAGUCUUCAUUUCAAGAAAAAUUUGUUCUUGGGAGAAUAAAGGUCUUGCAGUCGUAAUUUCCAUCGUAAAAAAGGAUGUAGCGGUAAUAUUACAGAAUAACGUCAUUCUGUUUCAAUCGGAAAAAAGUCGUAAGCGUGAUCAAAAAACAUUUUUGAGAAAAAAAGGCAGACUCUUUCAGAGAAUAAUUGCAUUUUUGAAAGACAGUGUGUUCUGAUGACACUAUUAAUUGUCUGGGAAUAGAAUCGUAAUUUCACGCAGGGGAAAAAAGGUGCAAUAUUACGGAAUAAAGUCAUAAUGUUAUCAGAAAAAUGUCUUAUCUUACGAUAAUAGUCUUUUAUUUUUUUAAAAAUGUAUUCUUAAAAGAAUAGUCAUUUGUUUUUAAUAUGUUUUUCAAGUUGUAAUCUUGAAAAAAAUUAGUAAUCUCACUUUCUACUGUUAUUCAUAGUAUAAUAAAGUUAUAAUGUUAUGAGUAAGAAGUACUUUUUUUUGGGGAAAAUUUUUUUGUAACUACUAAUCAAAUUUUUUGGUUUCUGUAAAAAAAAAAAAAAAAAAAAAAGUAAAAACCCUUAUUAAACGCUGGAAUUUUCCCAACUUUGGAAAGCAAUGCUACGUUUGGAGAAAAAGAUUUUACGCGAGAAAAAAACAAUUUCACGGGAAAAAAAAGUCCUGAUUUUCAUUCCACAAAAAGACUUUUAAAUAAACAGUCUGAGACCAGCAGCUGCUGCUAACGCUAGCGACUGACAUGAUGUCAUGAGGGUUGUUUAUUUUGCUGGUAAAAGAACGAGUUAAUCUGGUAGGAUUGUGACUUCGCCUGGAAAUAAAACGCCACUGUAUUCUAGUAAAAAUAUCCACGUAUUAGUAUAUAUUUUUCUCAUUUCAGUGUGGCCCUGAUACUCCCUAUUAGUGAAUUAUUUUGAAAAGCAAGACUAAUUGAAAGUAGAUUCAUAUUGGAAAUGUCCAUUCACAUACAGCAGGUCAUACCAAAUAAAGUGAUUGCCUUCAGUUUGAUUCUUUAAGUCCUCCAUGCUACAUAGUUUUGUUACUACUAGGAGAAAACAGCUAUGAUUAUAACAGAUACUUUUUUUGGAAAGCUUGGUGUCAUAGACGUUCAAAAUAAGCAUCAGUGAAAUAGGCAACGUGAUAUAGCUCGUCCCUGUCAUCCACCACCUGUCAAUCACACACGCAUGCGACAUCCACUCACAUUUAAAUGUCAGUCAUAUUUGUCUCCCAUUAUAACACAACCCUUUUUUGUAAAAAAAAAAAAAAAACAACAAAAAAAAAAGCAUGCAGUCCCAUUUAAGACUUGAAUUGAACUCCACAGUACGACCGUUUUGGCUCAGCUCCCCUGCAGGGUAGUGUUUUGGUUCAGUCCAGAACGUUCCGACUGCAGCAACAAUCAUUUAAAAAAAACACAUUUCAUGAUUUUACUGAUUUUGCAGCAAAUUCAAAUAAAUAUAUAUAUAUUUUUUUGGCCACAAGUUUAAAAAAACCCCCAACAACAACAAAAACUGCAGCACUAUUAUGCUUAUUGAUGUUUGGCCACAACAACAACAACAACAACAACAAACAAAAAGAUGUCUGCACUGUUUGGUCAAGCUUAACAGACAAUGUUUGUUCAUACAAACCAAAGAAGGUAUUAUGGAGAAAAUAACAUUUAUUUUCUUGUGUUUGCUUUUAGUGGCAGGGAGCUUAUAAUGUUUGCUUGUGUUUGUUUUGUGCUUGUGCUCAUUUGUCGACCAAAUUAGGUUUUUUAAUACGAAAUGCGACAAUAAUUUCAAAGUGUAAACACACACACACACCAUGGAAACAUGCGUUGUUCCUCGUUAUUGGACAUGUGCACUAUCCCAACAUCGGAGAUCCCGUCACAUUUACAUUCGCGUGAUAUUGCAUUUUUGUGUGUUAUUUAUUUUGCUUACUUAUGGAUCUAUACAUUUUAAGGCUAUCCCUAAAAUAACAAAACUAACGAAAGAGCGACUUUUGAAAUACUUUUUAGCCAUUUAUACUUGAGAUGGACCAAGAUGUUAAGUUUGCACAUACUUGUAGGUCUAAGAAGCCAAAAAAAAAAAAAAAAAAGUAGAGACUAAUCAUAGGAAGUGAUCGUUACGAUCGCUGCGGCAGAAAAAAAGAAAGACAAUUCAAACCAAUGCGGUCCAAAAUUGUAAUCAUUUUAAGACUUGUCUAUUUUUUUAUAACAAAACAUCUUCAAAUGUGUUAGCAAAUUCUUAGCAAUACUUUGGUAUAUUUUAUUUCAUCCAAGAAAGGAAGUUGAAUUGCUGUAAUUGGUGCAAAGUUGAAAAGAUAAAUUGCUCCAAUUGGACAUUUUAAGACGUGCACCUUCUCAUCUUUUUUUUUUUGCUGCCAUAUCUUGUCUGUGGAUGCGCUUUGGUGAACAUGUACUUGACUUGGACUGAGAUGUUGCUUUUAAAUGUGUAUAUUUGUUUCUGCCUGAAUUAGCUUGCUAUCUUAUUGUUAUUAUUAUUAUUGUUAUUGCCCCCCCCCCCAUCCCCACCUUUUAAAAAGCAAAACUUGGCAGACGUGGAGCUGUUGUAGUAAAAGGUAGUCGAACAUCAAACUAAGCAACCCUGAGAUAAAUGCUGCAGGAAUGUCUUUUCAAGUUUUUUCCAUCAUUUAUCCUCCACGUUUUGUAUGUUAUUCUCUUUUUUUUUAUAUAUAUAGUUGUUAUGAAACAAGCGUGUUUGACUGCUGUUGUUGAAAUAGGGGAAAACAUUGUUUUUGAAAGUAUGUGCAAGGGCGUUUUUUUAUUUUGAUUUUUUUAUAUAUAUAAUAUGAUUUGUCAAACACUGGACUGGAGUGAGUUUUCCAACAUUUCCAAGUUGAGCGAUGUAUUUGACAGACGUAACUGCACAGGCCGCACCCAACAUGAUUGGGGACGGGGGGGGUCAGUUGUUAAAGAAAGACGUCAAGACAUUUCCUUUUAUUAUUGCGGUUUUAUUCGGGGUGAGGGGUUUUUACCUUGCAUUGCAAAAUGGUAGACUCGUGACUAGGGAUGGGCAUUAUACCGUAUGUGGAUGUGUUCACUCAUCAUUCAAGGAAAACUGCACUUUUUGGCGGACAAUUUUGCCCAUCAUCCACAAUCCUGAUGUGAGCGCCCCUGCUGGUUGUAGCUAAGUGGUACACUAUUUUUCCUAUAAAGGAACAAAAUUCUUAAAGGAAAAAAAAACUGCACUCUUUUGGGAAUUUUGCCCAUCAUCCACGAUCCUUAUGUGAGACAUCAACACACGUCUUUCUCUUUUCUGUGCGCUUUAAAGAUAAAAAAACAGCUAAAAAGGCGCACCUAAGAAUGGGAAAUGCGUGAUGGGAAACACUUAUUCCGCCUAUAAAGCCUCCAAAAAGCACCACCAACACUCCAUUUCCAUACAGUGGGACGUGCAUACUAACCAAACUACAGCGACAUUCGUCUUCUUCUUCUUCUUAUUAUUAUUAUUAACAUUGCUCUGCCGAUGGAACUACGUUACUGCCGUAUUGACACCCUGCCACACCACACCGGCUAGCGACUAGCUUCACCACACACUCGCCUCCCGAAAGGUAACAGUACAUAUUGGAGCUGCCACCACUGCCAAGUUAACGCUAGGUGUAGCGUUGGUUUCAACGUUGCCAUGUGAAAUCAAUGCGCCCGGGAAGGAAGUUCCAGUAAUGCUUAAAAGGACCAAAAUACGGCAAAAUACUGUGAGUGUUACAUGUUGACGUGAAUGUACCUGGUACUACAUGGUCACAGCAUGGAUAUCAAACCAUAAAAACCUUGCUGGAGGCUUUCGGACGUAUUUUAAUAGCGGUCUUUGUAGGCAGUGUCCUAUUACGUGCAGUAAUGAGCUGAUUCUUUUUAGCUGUUUUUCUAUCUUUACAACGCACAGAAAAGAGAAAGACGUGUGUUGAUGUUUCACAUAAGGAUCGUGGAUGAUGGGCAAAAUUCCCAAAAAAGUGUGUUUUUUUUUCCUUUAAGAAUUUUGUUCCUUUAUAGGAAAAAUAGUGUACCACUUAGCUACAACCAGCAGGGGCGCUGUGGAGGCAAUCUCCAUGAGCUACGUUCACGCUAUGGGCUAAUGUGCUGUAACUGGCACGGAAGCAGGAGUUGAGAACAUUCAGGGAGCAUUACUUCAUGUCUUUAGGCAAUUAGAGCAAAAUGUUGUGCGGGACUAAAAUAAUCAAUUGGGAAUUAAGUAAUAUUAAAAAUGACUGAAUCGAGUGCACUACUUGGCCACAACCAGCAGAGGCGCUGUUGAGUCUGGAUCAACUCGUUUGCCAUCUGAAGAAGAACAGCGUGAAACAGAAGAACAUUCAGAGCGCAUUAAAAUAGCAAAAAAUAGUUCAAACAAAAAAAUUUAUUGAAGAAUUUUGUUGUUAAAAAUGUUUUAAACGGACUUCACUACUUGGCUCCGACAAGCAGAGGCUCCGUUGGUUCUUGGCUCAAUUAGUUUGCCGUCUAAGAAAGAAGAACAUUGUGGAUUAAACUGUGGAUAAAAAUGUAAAAAAUGGAGUGCACUACUCCGGGUCGGGGAUGAGAUCCUGCCCCAAGUGGAGGACUUUAAGUACCUCGGGGUCUUGUUCACGAGUGAGGGAAGGAUGGGACGCGAGAUCUCCAGGCGGAUUGGUGCGGCGUCUGCAGUGAUGCGGCCUCCGCAUCGGUCCGUUGUGUCUGAGAGGGAGCUGAGCCGAAAGGCAAAGCUCUCAAUUUACGUUCCUACCCUCACCUGUGGUCGUGAGCUUUGGGUAGUGACCGAAAGGACAAAAUUGUGCGUACAAGCGGCCUAAAUGAGUUUCUCCGUAGGGUGGCUGGGCUCUCCCUCAGAGAUAAGGUGAGAAGCACUGUCAUCCGGGGGAAACUCCGAGUAGAACCGCUGCUCCUCCGCAUUGAGAGGAGCCAGAUGAGGUGGCUCGGGCAUCUGGUCAGGAUGUCUCCUGAAUGUGUUCAGGGCACAUCCGACCGACAGGAGGCCUCGGGGAAGCCCCGGGACAUAUUGGAGAGACUACGUCUCUCAACUGGCCUCGGGAUCCGAGAUCCGUUUGCGGUCUAAAGAACACCAAUGUAAAGAAGAACAAUCAGAAGGCUCUUAUCCCAUGAAAAUAGUACUUAAAGAAUCUAAUCUCUUUAAGGAUUUUGUUUAAAAAUCGGAAAAAAGGAGUGCGCUGCUUGUUGAUUCAGCCUCGGCUAGCUUACUGUCUAAAGAGCAUGAAAAAAGUCCAAAUGAAUGGUGAAUUGUGUCCAUGGUGGACUGCCCAUCCCUACUGGAGACAGCUAGCGUUUCGAAGACACGAAAAAGGGAUAUGCAGUAUUCCGUGUAACAGACACCUUCUUGCUAUGGUAACACCGAUUACAACUCGUGGUCUCACUGUUCCACUUUCUCAAACCAGAAAAGACGUUUGCACUAUAGACUCAUUUUGGUCUUCUUCUUCUAAAAAAAAAAAAAAAAAAAAAAAGCAAUAUAAUCCACUUAACACCUUUUUGAAACCAUAGCAAGUGUGGCUUGUUUUGAUGGCGUCCAUGGUGCAGAUUGAUGUUGUUCACUUUUGAGGGGCAUAAAAAGCUGUUGUUCCCUCCUGGGAAUGUUUCUGUUUUUGGACAAAUCAAAGCAGAUGAACGAGACGGGACGUAAUGAGGGAAGAAGGGAGUCUUCAUCAGCGUAAACCCAUGAAAAAUGGCGUAUUAUUUGUAUCUAGAAUAUUCCAAAAAUGACAUAGCACCUUUUUGUGAUUUGAAACAUCAUUGGCUGAAUCCACCAAAACAUUUUAUUUUGGUCCCACAUUGACACAAGUAGUUUUGGGUUUUUUUUAAGCGUACAAAAAAACCCCGUCAUCGUUGGGCGUAGUAGCUUUUCCCCCCACCGCUUUUUGUGGUGUUGCGGUUUGUCUAAAUAUGUUGCGUGUUCGAGGAAGCAUAAGUACGUGCCUUCUUGUAAUCUCCUUGUUAUUAUUGAGAAGCUGAAGCCAGCCAAUUGUGUUUGCACUAAAAACCAAAUUGCUUUGUUUUUCGUGAUGUAGACUAUUUAAAGCGAGCUUGUUGCGUCACUUUAAAGCGUACGGUGUGCAUGAGGGUGGAUUCGCUCAUCUGUCGACCUGUAAAACAAAACCAGUGCAGCUUCUUGAGGAUCUUGUGAAUAUAUCUCGGCUUUCAGUUCCAUCUCCUUUAUUCAUCCGGUUUGUUUCAAUUGUAAAAAAAUACAAUAAAAUAAAAUAAAAUGUAAAAAAAAAAAAGUGUGAUUUAAAAAAAAAAAACAAAAAACCAACCCACCACCAUAACUACAACAAUACAGCUUUUACUUUCACAUGCCACAUUAAGAGAGUUACACGUUCGUUUUCUCAAUCCACGGGAAUGCAUGAGGUCGCCUCAAGACGAUCAGUCAAUUGAAUUUUAUUUUGCUUGUAUUUAUUACAUAUUUUGUUGACAUCUUAGGAAAAAAAAAAACAUGUGACGUGAGUCUUAAAUGCACCUUAUUCAUGUCAGUCCAUGUGGCGAAAACUACAAUUUUUGGUUUUUGUUCUUUUUAAAAGGCUGGCAAUGUAAUAUCUCUAAUUUAGCACCUUACUACACAGCAUGUUUUCACUUUAUGCCAGUUUCGUGCUUCUUUUCAUUUGGAAUCUCCUAUUUCUCUGACUUGUUCAUUCGUGGGAUGUGCCAAAGUUUGGAGGCGAUCUCCCCCAAGUGUUGACGCUUAUUAUUUUUCUUUCUCCUCCUCCUCCUCCUCCUCCAUCCUGCUUGGGUUUUAUCGCAAACUUUCCUAUAACAAGUGUGUGGAAUCAAUUUAUCUCAGCAAACAGUAUCAUAACUUGCCAUUUUACAAUAAGCCCUGUAUUUCACAUAUAUUUACCAGUGGUGUGUAUUUGUUAUAAAGAAAAAUAGCCGUAAAAGCUUCAUUAUGUUACACAAUAUUGUGACUUUUUUCGAAAAACUGUGAAGACUUAUCUUGCAUAUACUUUAUACAGAAGUAUUAAGCCUUAAUACAAAAGACUAAAAAAAGUGUGGAAGAAUAAACUGAUUGUUGCUAAGUAAGGAUGAUUUUUGUAAAUGUUACCAGCACUUUUUUUUGUAAUUUUCACUCUCUGAGGUAUUGUACAAGUUCAAGCUGUUUGUGAAGUUUGAUUAUGAAGGAAUAAAAACUAGUACUUUCCUGUACUUCA
This is a messenger RNA of Dunckerocampus dactyliophorus (ringed pipefish), 17750 nucleotides long. RefSeq names its product zinc finger and BTB domain containing 20 (gene zbtb20). The record is from RefSeq and is a predicted model, not a curated record. Gene Ontology annotation, biological process: regulation of cytokine production; regulation of immune system process; negative regulation of transcription by RNA polymerase II. Bases 2509 to 4551 code for a protein of 680 amino acids. NCBI's taxonomy places the organism in Eukaryota, Metazoa, Chordata, Actinopteri, Syngnathiformes, Syngnathidae. Gene Ontology annotation, molecular function: protein binding. The transcript is spliced from 4 exons.